AUGAUAUUAGGUAUUGUCUCUCCUGUAAGUUAUUACACUUUCAACGUCCAUGAAGCGACCCUGCCGACACACAGCCACCAUCGGAGCGACCUCUGUAACUGGCUAGACGCUGACACUGCUGACCGAGUAAAGGCCUGCCGACUUACACGCGCUUCCAGACUCACCUCUCAAGAACGCUCUCAGACCCUGCCCUUCGUGCGCACGCCCUCUCCAGCUUGGGACGAUGACGAUAGUCGCAGAUACCCCAUCGCGGUUCAAGCUCCCUCCCGCUCCGCCCAUCGCUGGCCCCGGCCCCGGCAGCGCGUCAGCAGUCCUGCUCUCAGCCAUCAGCCACCAGCCAUAAGCCAUCAGCGCACCAGCCACUGUGCGGCGCAAACUAUCGCCUGUGCGUCGACUAUAUCGCCUGCAAGCGGAGGCGUGCAGCUUUCCAGGUUGUUGGUGCAGCUUUGCUCAAUUGGGCACGCAUGCCGGGAACUGCCAGAGCUGCCCACGUCUCCCCCCCUGACGGCACCCCGGCUUUUGAGGCUAAUCUGUGGCGCCAUGCUGAGCAAACGUGCUAACUACCGUCGAGUUCCCUGCGUCAAUAGCCUCUUCUGCGAACCAUGCCAAACUGGUUUGCGCAUCAGACGAACGGCCCACCAUGCGGCUCCCCUGUAA
Molecule: messenger RNA, 657 nt
Organism: Purpureocillium lilacinum
Lineage: Eukaryota; Fungi; Ascomycota; Sordariomycetes; Hypocreales; Ophiocordycipitaceae
Source: RefSeq, a predicted model, not a curated record